CUCCUGCCGGCAGGGCGCUGCAUUUGCGACUCAGAAUUUCUUCACCGUCGAUCGUGUCUCCUACAAUUUACCCCAGCCGCUCCUGACACACGCACCGGGACGCUCCACGUCCGACGGCGCCUCGCUCCCUGACGACAGCGGAAGCGGCGCGGCGGGGCCGGGCCGAGGGCUGCGGGCAGAGGCGGUGCAGCUCCGCCCGAACUCGGCGGUACCGUGCGCGGCACGGCCCAGCCCGCACCCGCAUGGGGCGAGCGGCUCGGAGCGCGCUGUUGUGAGCGGCACAACGAGCCAGCGAGGCAGGCAGACGCACCGCCGGCAUGUCCGCGCCCUGCUGCGCCGGCCAGUUGGCCUGCUGCUGUGGUACUGCUGCUUGUGCCUUGUGCUGCAAAUGCUGCCCCAAGAUAAAGCAGUCAACAAGCACACGCUUCAUGUACGCGCUCUACUUCAUCUUGGUGACUAUUAUCUGCUGUGUCAUGAUGUCAACGACAGUAGCUAAUGAAAUGAAAACACACUUUCCCUUCUAUGAGCAGAUGUGCAAGGGCAUUCAGGCGGGUGAGAUGUGUGAGAAGCUGGUGGGAUACUCUGCAGUCUACAAAGUCUGUUUUGGAAUGGCCUGUUUCUUCUUUUUAUUCUGCUUGUUUACCAUCAAAAUUAACAACAGCAAAAGCUGCCGAGCAUAUGUUCAUAACGGAUUCUGGUUUUUAAAGCUUCUACUUCUGGCAGCAAUGUGCUCAGGAGCUUUCUUCAUUCCUGAUCAGGACACUUUCCUCAAUGCCUGGCGCUAUGUAGGAGCCACAGGAGGUUUCCUUUUCAUUGCCAUUCAACUCAUCCUGCUUGUUGAGUUUGCACACAAAUGGAAUAAAAAUUGGACUGCAAGCGCAAAUCACAAGCAGAUGUGGAGUGGUUUGCUCGCUCUGGUCACUCUCAUCUUGUACUCUGUUGCUGUGGCAGCCCUGGUCCUCAUGGCUCUUUUCUACACGCGUUCAGAGGGUUGCUUGUCUAACAAGAUCCUGAUCGGUGUCAACGGUGGCCUGUGCCUCUUUGUGUCGCUGGUAGCCAUAUCACCCUGUGUCCAGAAUCGCCAGCCCAAUUCUGGUCUGCUGCAGUCAGGAGUAAUCAGCUGCUACGUCAUGUACCUCACUUUCUCAGCACUAUCCAGCAAGCCCCCAGAAACCAUCCUGGAUGAAAACAAUCAGAACAUCACAAUAUGUGCACCUGAAUUUAGCCAAGGACUACAUGGAGAUGAAAACCUGGUUACAGGCCUGGGUACUACCAUUCUCUUUGGCUGCAUUAUAUAUUCUUGUUUGACCUCAACAACACGUGCAAGCUCUGAGACGUUGAGGGGAAUAUAUGCAGCACCUGAAACUGAAGUAGCUCGGUGCUGCUUUUGCUGCGCGCUUGAUGGAGAUGCUGAUGCUGAGGAGCAUGUUGAAAAAAGGGGAGGCCAGACCGUGAUUUAUGAUGAAAAGAGAGGCACAGUGUACAGCUAUACCUUCUUCCACUUUGUUUUCUUCCUGGCUUCACUCUACGUAAUGAUGACAGUAACUCACUGGUUCCACUAUGAAAGUGCCCAGAUUGAGAAAUUCUUCACUGGAACCUGGUCCAUCUUCUGGAUUAAGAUGGUCUCCUGUUGGUUUUGUGUCUUUCUCUAUUUAUGGACCCUUAUUGCUCCUCUCUGUUGCCCAACCAGAGGGUUCUCAGUGUGAACACUCAACAACUUUCUGAGUGUUUUAUCUUUUUUUUUUUUUUUUUUUUUUUUUUUUUAUUUUUUCCUCCCUGUUACAAAUAAAGCUCAGUGGUCACUUUGUGAUGAGGAAACACCCAUUUCCUCAUUAUCCUAAUAUACCAGAUAGUAACUUUUUAGUUAGAUUAAAAUAUUUGAAAACUUUUUUUUUUUUUUAACCUGUUUUUAAUUGUCAGCAUUUGUCCAAGGGGAUGAUUCUCUUCUAAAACUCUUUAAGCUUGAUGCGUGUAGUAUAAGGAACGAGGUUGUUUCAUUAGCAGGAGUAAGUGAAAUGCUUUUAGGAUAACUGACGGUCUUUCUCUGACCUUAUUGGCAAGAUAAUUUGUGCAGAUAUCCAACGUCCACAGAAGACACACCUCCUAGCAGAACGCAUUCCUUUCCAUGCUCUUCUACUAACCACGCCUUUUGCAAUGAUGAUGUGAACUGCUGUUUUGUAUGGACUAUAGUUCUUGUGAGUAGUACAAAUCCCUUUUUCCAGAAACAUACCCGAAUGCUUCUGUAGAAAUAGAGAAUAUACAGAAGUUUGACUUCCAAAAACAUCUAAACUUUGUUUAAAUGUACUAUAAAUUAUUUUAUUUCCUAGAUUGAGAAAGCAAUCUAUCCUACUGUAACUUAAACAGGCACCUGAGUAUUUUAUUCAACUCAUAACUUAUCCAGUUAUUAACAGAGGGGAGUUAUACGCACAGAGAUUCUUGAGCUCUGAAUUGGAUUGGUUUUGCUUUGCCAAAUUAAGAUUAGUAACCGCAAGCUUUGUGUACUGUACAAGGAUUUGAGAUACGGUACAGUCUUUAUUCAAAAUGUUGUGGGUUUUUUUUUUUGCUGGGGAAAUAUUAAUUACAAGAGCACUGCCAGUUGCUGUUAAUGUUAAAUGUGGAGUGCUCAGUUACUAUUCUACCCUGCUGUCUCAGUUUGUGUCUAAGGAUCCCCAGGGUCUUCAGUUCUGUUUCUGUUACUGAUUUGAAAACAGUGCUAGACAGAAAAAGGACUACAGUCAUCCUCCUUUUCUGCCUGUGUUGUUUGGAAGCGAUCUUUCUAACUGCUGUCCCUUCAUACUUCUCUGUUGGCAUUAGUUUUGUUGUUGCAAUGGGAGAUAGCCAACGGAUCCUUUGAUGGGAACAGAACUUCUUUUAGAGUGCUCCUAUUUCUAGCAGCGGGAUAAGGAGUUGGGAAAACAAAAGCAGAAAACACAGAUGUGACAAGCAGCUGCCAUAGCACAAAUGACUGACUUGACAACAUAAAGCCUGCUAUAGACAUACAUAUAUAUGUAUGUAUACGUAUACAUAUGCAUGUAUAUGUACAUACAUACGUAUGUAUCUUUUUUCUUCUAGCAAACAAUUUAGUGGUUGGACAGCAGCUCAAAUGCUUCAAGUUCUGAAUAAGGUUGAACCUGCUUAUCUACUUACCAGGGGGAAAAACUUACAACUGAAAGUCACCCCCAGGGUUUUGUUUUUUUCUUCUCUUUUUCUGUGUGUAUGUGUACACAUACAUGUACAUACACACGGUGCAAAGUGUGAAAGUUAUGAACCAAAAGAAUUAAUUUAGCAGGCAUAGGGUGUUUUGUUUAUUGAAAGACACGAUCGAGCCUUAAGUGCUCACCCAAUGCUUUCUACAAAACAAAAGCACAACACAGAGGCCAGUGAGGUGGCCAAAAUAUUUACAUGCCUUAUUUGUUCUGUUGCAAUAACUGAUAGCUAAGGCACAUCUGGUGAGUGAUCUUCAUAUAACACGUCUCAGUUCUGCUCUUGUUUUGUUUGCCAUUUUCAUCUGUCUUUUUGCUGUGGUAUCCUAGAGCUCCUGUCCUGCUUGCAGUUUGAUAGUGGUGUUAUAUUCCCAAAUUCUUACUCUCUUACCUCAAGGAAAAUCCGCAGGCAUGGAUGUCCUGGACAUUACCUACCGCAGUGACUAGAAGUCUCAAAAUACCUCCAGUGUGAAGACCAAGGGUAGGAGGAAUCUCUUACAGCUGCAGAGCUCUAAAAACUGGUGGCCAGUUUUUGUUGUUGUUCUUGCUUCUGCUGGGAGUCACUGGUCUUGUUAAGAGCUCUGUUAGCAGGGGGUCCACACGCUUGGCUGCGUUUGGAAUCCAGCAAAGCAGAUCCUUCUGCCACAGAAAGGCAUUUGUUGCUGCAUUUGCCAUCAGGAAGCAUUUAAUUGUGCCAUAUCUAAGAUAAGAGCUUAUGGACUGUGCAGUGAUUAAUAUUGUAUCGCCUUACUAGUAGCAGCUGUUCUGACAAACAGUCUUGAUCCAGAACUUCAACUGUGAGCUGCAACUGAGAUAGUCCAGCCCUGCAGUCCUUCUUUGGUGAAAGUGAAGGCUGUUCUCUAAUGCAGAGGGGCAUGUAGGAGUUGCCUCCUAGUGUCAGUUAUGUUGCACUAUGAGAAAACAAACCUAUCUUAUUAAAGUUAGUGAUGUUAUUCGAGCAGAACAAUCUGGGCAAGAAGCUGUACAGAAGCAGGCAUGCAGUAUGUCAAGUUUAAGUCAGUGAAUGGCAGCUGUUCUCUGAAUCUGAUAAAAGGGAACUCAGUCACAAAUUUGGAUGAUUUUAAUACAUAUCUCGGCCAACAGAUGUUAUUGUUUGAUUAUAAAAAUGCUUAUUUUAUGUGGAUGGUAUCUGCCUACAUAAGGACUUGAUGCACCUCCUCGUGCGCACUUUUUAUAACUUGUAUUUGGGGAAAUAGAUUUUGCACAGAGGAAACAGGGUUGUAGGAGGAAACUCCACAGUGAGGCCUGGAUUCAUCCUUCUUACAGAUUUGCCUUGCUGAGUUGUUCUUUCACCCUCCCACCAGCUAUUGACUUCACAUGUCUGUGGGCAUACAGAGGGUGGAACAGGGCAGUGCCAGGCUGCGCUGUUCUGUGCAUCUGAGCAAGCCUUGUAGGGAAAUAAUUCUGAGACCUCGAAUCUGACUGUGCAUCUCCAGGCCUUCCUAAGGAAUCAAUAAUUGCUGGCAGCUCGAUACACAGAGCCUCAGUGAGGCACGACCUCUUGCUGUCCAGGCAAAGAUUUCAGCCGUAGCGUUUGUUGUGAAAUCUCUACUGUGAACUUUUCACACACAACCACUUAGUUAAAAUCCUGGGCUGGGGCCUAAGAUUCAAAUGCUCAAGUCAUUGGUUGCUAGCAAUUCACAGAGAUGGGGUUUUAGAGUCUUUUAACAAGUGCCUUCAGACCUACUGCCAUGAGAGCAGUGGCACUGGAACUGGAAAACCGGGACUGAGCCUGCAACGUGGUGCUGCUGCCUUCACUGCUGCGUACAGCACGCAUUGAUGCCUGUGGUGCAUGUGGGAGACCAAAUAACUAGUGCUUGGCCAGUUGCUGACUUGAGGACUUAUGUGGGGUGUUACAGUGAAGUGGAAGAUGAACUAGGAAAACUCACAGGUGGUGACAAAAGGCUGUUGCUUGCACUGUAAGCAGCUGGACAUCCUCUCACUGUGCCUGAAAGGGCUGCGCUGUUUGAGGCAGCCAGCAGUGCAGCAUCUGUCCUGCACUGAUCUCACCUUGUGCCACGGCUGUUCUUUGAAUUUGUUCCCAGACAUAAGGCAGCAUUGCAGCAUUUCUGGUUCCUGGUACUUUUGAGCUGUGUAAAGUGAGGAAGCUGCUGUUUAUAAAGACAGGAAGGCUGGAGGCUGUGCUACAUUUCCUCUAGCUAAACUUGAGUUUGAGCUAGUGUCAUUGUCCACGGGGCCCUUAGAGGAACGAACCAUGUUGGCUGAAGUUAAUUCUGCUUGUAAAAUGAAAUAGCGUAUUGGUGUUUUCCUGCUUGAUAAAAUUGCCUUCGAAAAAGGGUUCUGUGGAACCUCAUUGCUGCACCACUGCCUGUGACUGGAGCCAUUUCUCUUGUGAAAGCAACCAGAAGCUGAGACAGUGAUGACUGCUUCUUAUUUGGGGAUAAAACUAGUGGGAUGGACGCAGAGAACAAGUCUGUGAAUCCAAGUACUGGACUGACAAAUGAGACCACAAAACCUUAUGAAGAACAUACGGAAAAGCGGAUGGACGUGUUUGCUGUUUACCACCUCGUUCCUCCAAGCACGCAGGCUGCCCUUGCAGCUGGAUGCUGAGUAAGGAACUUCACUGUGCUUACGAAUCAGUUGUGCGUUUCUGAUGCUUUUAGCUUCUUACUUCAAGCAUUUCCACGAGGGUCAAAAAGCUCGUACUUGCCCUGCUCCUCCAAUAAAUACUAGCUGAUUUUGGGCCACUUUUGUCUGAAACGGGUAAUUUGGUGUUGCUUAAUGCACAUGUAGUCCAGAGAGAGGGUUUAAUCCCUCGCAGAAUCAUGAACACUGCAUGUCUAUUUAUUUAUUUAUUUUGUGUUUUAGCACCUUCUUACAAGUCUUGAAGCGCUCUGACAGUAUGAGCUAUGCACCUGUAGCAGCUUCGCCAGCCACUUGUGCAGCCAUUCCUGGGCUGGAGCGUGGCUAUAGAUUGAGGAACCAUUGCACUUGGAGAGAGAGAGGAAAAAAAACAAACCUCUGGUUCCUAACAGUUGUCUGACUUCAACCGAUGCAUAAGGGAAGUCUAGGAACUGAAGGUACUGCUGCUUUAACUGUGGCAAGCAGCCUGCGGCGUCAUGGGGAUCUCUGAACAAACUGGGGACAAAGCAAUCCACUGAUGGGCUUUAAAGCAUGCUAUGAAGAGUUUAUGCUAUGGGCUAGUGCGCUUUUCUCUUAAAUGCAUUGGUGAUGCAAAAAGAUUGCAAGAUUGUACAUACGUGGCUACGUGAGCAAGAUUACUUGCAGCUAAAACUUGGUUGUCUUUCUGUGGGCUGUAGAAGCAAUAUGUUCUCCAUGCAGGCUGUAUCCUCUUCAUUUUGUUUGCCUUUUUCUCCUUGAGUUCAUUUUCUGGAGGCACUGCAAAUCUGCACAGCUCCCAUCCCGCUGCCUGCCAUGGCCAUGUCACUGCUCCUAGAAACUGACAGGCUUCUUUGCCAGGUCUUCCUGAUUCCUGCCUUUCUGUACGAGCAGCUCUGCAGUGCUGAAGCAGUUGAGGAUCGUAGCUUUGCGUAUGGAUCAGCUUUCCUGUACGGAAAAUGCAUCUUUGUUUUCUUGAGUCGUCCUGCAAGUUCCUGUGGGAGGAAAACACACCAUCAGCGCAGUGAAACUUUACUUUGUGUUUUCAGUUUUGUAAACAGUAAUUUGAACUCAGUGUUUCAUAUGACUGUACAAGGGAUUGCCAGGGGUCAAGUGCUUGGAAAGCUUUGGUUCUUUGUACUCCUAGCAGGACACGUAGCCUGGGAAUGGCUGCAGCUGCAUUUCCAGCGUCCUGGAGGUGGAAGGUGUGGUGCUGGGAGGGGUUGCAGGCACACAGCACAGUGCCUGGUGCAGCCCCUAUGGGCCCUGCACUGGGAGCCUGCUGGGUUGUGAUGGCGGCCUUCUAGUGCCAGAAGAAACUGUAAGGUUUCAAGUAGGCCGCGUAAUCCAUUUCUUCUGUUUUGUUUUUCCCAGUCCUGGUGUAGAAUCAUUCCACAUCUGCUCAGUGGUACUUUUUCUUUAAGAUGUCAGAUUUUUUUCUCAAAUGCAAACCACAUUGAUGUCCCCACUCACCAUCCUCCGAUAGCUCCCACUGCUGCAGCGCAGAGUUCAGAGGGGCUGCGGCUGAGCCCCGCGUUGGCUCCAGCUGCGCCAGGCAGAGCUGUGGGCGCAGCACUCGGGCUGUGUGUUUGCCAAAGAAGUCUCAGUCCGAAGCCAAGGAAAAUGUUGGAGAGCUAUGGGAAAAUAAUGUUCUGUUACGCACGCCUUAGCUUUAUUUUUCCUCCUUCUGAUACUUGUCCAGGUGCUUAGGUGUCGUUGGACAUCCACGCAGUAUUAAGGCAGGGAAAACUGAUGUUCAGAGAACAAUUUUCAGCUUGUCGUAUGCAAGCUGAGAGAAUACUUACAAGGAACAUAUGGUUCAUCGUGUGCUUUUUUAUUUACCAGAAACAAACGGCCAUCCAUCACGUGUAUGCCACGUUUGAGAACUGGAUGCAAACUAGGCCAAACGUGAACACUUUUUGUUAAUGGAGAGGGGGUUUCAAUUAGUCCUUUUCUUAAUAUCUCAAGGGAACUUUUCAUGUGUUUGUGUGGUUUGGUUUUAUUAGUCUGUAGCCCAGCGAAGUGGAGAUUUGCUAGUUUUAUUUAACAUUUUUUGUGAGUGUUGUGAUCCGUAGUGACUGUAACACUUGGACUUUUAGGGAUUGGCAAAAGCUUCAGAAUUCUAAGAACUUCACUGUAAAAUAGCUUCGUCUUUUUAAAGCAUGUUAAUGGUUUUUAUGGACACUUCCUUUUGUAUACUGAGUGAAUGUAUUGUUAUAGGUUUAAUGUUUAAUGGACCAAUAAAGUUUUUCUUACAAAGGGAAA
Molecule: messenger RNA, 8069 nt
Organism: Coturnix japonica (Japanese quail)
Lineage: Eukaryota; Metazoa; Chordata; Aves; Galliformes; Phasianidae
Gene: SERINC5
Product: serine incorporator 5
Cellular component (GO): membrane
Source: RefSeq, a predicted model, not a curated record